This is a messenger RNA of Prosopis cineraria, 2274 nucleotides long. RefSeq lists its product as uncharacterized. Gene Ontology annotation, molecular function: protein serine/threonine kinase activity; ATP binding. Lineage: Eukaryota; Viridiplantae; Streptophyta; Magnoliopsida; Fabales; Fabaceae. Gene Ontology annotation, biological process: peptidyl-serine phosphorylation; intracellular signal transduction. The transcript has 15 exons. Bases 270 to 2003 code for a protein of 577 amino acids. The record is from RefSeq and is a predicted model, not a curated record.
GAGAAUCGCGCGGAAUCGUCGUCUAAUUUUCUCACAGCCGGAACCAAGAUAAAGCCAUCAUACACCGACAUUACUGGAUUCACUGCCAACUUUCUCGUUUCUCUUUCAAGAGUUUCGCGGGAUCAUUAUCUGUUUUGGCCUACUACUAAUUACCCGUUCGGUUUUCUGGGAUGUGAAGCGAGUGUUUCUCAGAGGGAACUUGGCUUGUAUAUAGCACAAAGUAGGAUGAUUCUUGGUCAUCAAGGUACCUGCUGAGCUCGGGAAACGAUAUGGAUUCUGCCAGGGGUUGGUUUCACAAGUUUCAUCCAAGGGAUAAAAUGAGGUCUUCUUCGAAGAAGAAAGAGGGUUCUGGGGGAAUCGAAGAUUCAGAUUCACAGCUGGAUGAAGAAGCUCUUUCCAAUGUAACGAAACAGAAAGUUGCGGCGGCAAAGCAGUAUAUAGAGAACCAUUAUAAGGAGCAAAUGAAGAGCCUUCAGGAAAGAAAGGAGCGUCGAACUAUCUUGGAAAAGAAGUUGGCUGAUGCUGAUGUCUCUGAGGAAGACCAAAACAACCUUUUCAAGUUUUUGGAGAAAAAGGAAACUGAAUACAUGCGGCUUCAGAGGCAUAAGAUGGGUGUUGAUGAUUUUGAAUUGUUGACUAUGAUUGGAAAGGGUGCAUUCGGAGAGGUUAGAAUCUGCAGGGAAAAGACAACAGGCCAUGUAUUUGCGAUGAAAAAGCUAAAGAAAUCAGAGAUGCUUCGCAGAGGCCAGGUAGAACAUGUCAGAGCUGAAAGGAACCUCCUUGCAGAGGUUGACAGCAAUUGCAUAGUCAAACUUUACUGUUCUUUCCAGGAUGAUGACUACCUGUACCUGAUUAUGGAGUAUCUACCUGGUGGGGAUAUGAUGACUUUACUUAUGAGAAAGGAUAUCUUGUCUGAAGAUGAGGCUAGAUUUUAUGUUGGAGAAACAGUUUUGGCGAUUGAAUCUAUACAUAAACACAAUUAUAUCCAUAGGGAUAUUAAACCUGACAAUUUGUUAUUGGAUAGAUACGGACAUUUAAGACUGUCAGAUUUUGGUCUUUGUAAACCAUUAGAUUGCAGCAUACUUCAAGAAGAAGACUUUUCCGUAGGUCAGUGUGUGAAUGGUUCUACACAGAAUGAUGAACGUGGAUCUUCAAAUCGCACACAACAAGAACAAUUGCAACACUGGCAAAAGAACAGGAGGACACUCGCUUAUUCUACUGUUGGUACACCAGAUUAUAUUGCUCCAGAAGUUCUAUUGAAGAAAGGUUAUGGGAUGGAAUGUGAUUGGUGGUCUCUUGGAGCUAUUAUGUAUGAAAUGUUGGUAGGAUAUCCUCCUUUUUAUUCUGACGAUCCAAUGACAACAUGCAGGAAGAUAGUAAACUGGAAAACUCACUUGAAAUUUCCUGAAGAAGCCAUGCUAUCUCCUGAAGCUAAAGAUUUGAUCAGUAAGCUAUUGUGUAAUGUGAAUGAGAGGCUGGGAUCAAAAGGCGCAGGUGAAAUAAAGGCUCAUUCAUUUUUCGAAGGUAUUGAAUGGGAUAAGCUAUACCAAAUGGAAGCUGCAUUUAUUCCUGAGGUUAAUGAUGACUUGGAUACUCAAAAUUUUGAGAAGUUUGAUGAGUCCGACAACUGCAGUCAACCAUCUUCAAGAAGUGGUCCAUGGAGGAAGAUGCUCUCAUCUAAAGACAUGAAUUUUGUCGGAUACACGUAUAAGAACUUUGAAAUUGUGAAUGACUAUCAAGUUGCUGGCAUGGCUGAAUUGAAAAAGAAAACCUCCAAAGUUAAGAGGCCGUCCAUCAAGUCCCUUUUUGAUGAUGAGAUCGCUGAAGCAUCAGAAGCCUCUGAGCCUUCUGCAAGCAAUGAACCAGGUUCAGACAGUUUUAGGAGCCAUAAACUCAAGCCAGCUAACAGCAUUUUGACUUGCUCCAUUGAUGCAACUUUUUUAAGCUAUUUUGUGCUUGGACGUGUUCAUGGCUACAUUUCUAGUUAUUUGGCAGGCAGAUAGAAAGCGCUACUUGCACUACUAAGUUUUGCGUGGGAGCAGCAUUUGACUUGAUCUCUUCAACCCAUGUUGAAUCAGUGGCCAGAAAAAGAAAGAAAGAAAGGAAGAAAGAUUACUGAAUUUGUCAAAUUAAGAAUCUUUCGAUUGACUUGGUUUGUGAAACAUAUUUUAGCAAACUCUUCCUGAUUAGUUUUAUUUAUUAAAUUUUUUUUUUUGAAAAGAAUCAUGUUUGUCUUAUAAUGUCUUUGGUCAAAAGAGCUAAAUUUUUGUAGCA